This is a messenger RNA of Cucurbita pepo subsp. pepo (vegetable marrow), 627 nucleotides long. RefSeq lists its product as uncharacterized. Lineage: Eukaryota; Viridiplantae; Streptophyta; Magnoliopsida; Cucurbitales; Cucurbitaceae. The record is from RefSeq and is a predicted model, not a curated record. Gene Ontology annotation, cellular component: membrane.
AUGAAUUCUUCUAUUCUUGUUUUGAUUCCGCGUGAGCAACUUGAGGAAAUUUUAGAAAUUUCUUUGUUGAGUGUCUCAAAUGUAUAUAAGAAGCCACAAAGAGGAGAAGAUUUAAGCAUCUUGCAAGCUCUUCUAAGCAAAGAUAUGACUCUUAUUUUCAUAGCAACGGUUUCAACAUGUGGGUCCUCCGUUGCAGCCAUUGACAAUCUUGGGCAGAUCGCCGAGUCACUUAAAUAUCCAAAUCAUUCCAUAAGUAUACUGGUUUCAUGGAUUUCCAUAUUCAAUUUCUUUGGUCGGGUCUUCUCUGGUUUCAUCUCUGAAACCCUUAUGACCAAAUACAAAUUACCUCGCCCUUUCAUGUUCGGUCUUACACAACUUUUCACCUGCACUGGUUUGCUCUCCAUCGCCUUCCCUUAUAUAAAUUCAGUCUAUGUAGCUUCGUUGAUCAUUGGGUUUGGCCUUGGAGCCCAAACUCCAUUGAUAUUUGCCAUAAUCUCUGAUCUCUUCGGCCUCAAACAUUACUCGACAUUGCUCAACUGUGGGCAAUUGGCUGUCCCACUUGGAUCUUAUAUAAUGAACGUGGAAGUAAUAGGGAGGUUUUACGAUGCAGAAGCCACUAAAAUUUGA